Aaosphaeria arxii CBS 175.79 is the source of this 813-nucleotide messenger RNA. RefSeq names its product 37S ribosomal protein Mrp17. Gene Ontology annotation, molecular function: structural constituent of ribosome; small ribosomal subunit rRNA binding. The transcript is spliced from 3 exons. Gene Ontology annotation, cellular component: ribosome; mitochondrial small ribosomal subunit. The record is from RefSeq and is a predicted model, not a curated record. Gene Ontology annotation, biological process: translation. NCBI's taxonomy places the organism in Eukaryota, Fungi, Ascomycota, Dothideomycetes, Pleosporales. Bases 9 to 335 code for a protein of 108 amino acids.
UGUACGAAAUGAUUGGAGUGGUCCGGCCUGGCCGCCUCUCCGAAGUCAAGGAAAUCGCCAAAACCGCCGGUCGCAUUAUCCUCGAGAAAAAUGGAGUUAUUCGAGGCGUUACAAACUGGGGCACAUUUCUCCUUCCCAAACCCGCAAAGAAGCUUCAAUCAUCACACCACACUGGCCACCACUUUAUCAUGCGCUUUGAUGCCUCACCGAAAACCCAGCAUCAACUGAGAAGAACUAUGAGUUUGGAUCCCAGACUGAUACGCUACUCGAUCGUUAAGAUGGGCAUCAAACUCGAGGACAUUAAGGAUAUACCUGGAAAAGCAGAAUUCAGAUGAAUGAGAACUGGACAACGAGUACAAAAGCAUAAGGGCCACAUGAGGAGGGAAAGUGUAUUAUGAUCGGUGUACAUUAAAGGAAGUGCAUAGCUUUCGGCGUUUAGGCACAAUUGCUUAGGAUCUGCUAGGGUUUGAGGAACACUCGACCACAAGGGCAAUCGGUCUGCUAUAUCAAAUGCGAUUCGAAUUCUUAUCGACAUACCAAUUACAAGCUUUACUCCAAACUCUUGCUGCGCAUCGGUUGCCGUCAAGCUUCGACCACAUAAGAGCAAUUGAAAUCCGUACUUUGGCCUGAUAUGCUUGGACGGUGAACUUGCAGCCGAGAACCCAUUUAGAUUCUCCUGUCGUAUGACAAAGGGGCACGAGUAACUCUGUCCUUGAUUUGCAUUCCAUUGUCGUUCUGUUACUGGAAGCUUUUGAACAGGCAAAGGCGUGUGGCUGCUUGUCCUCUACCAACAAGUGGUAAGGAAAGUUUAUG